Molecule: messenger RNA, 469 nt
Organism: Clonostachys solani
Lineage: Eukaryota; Fungi; Ascomycota; Sordariomycetes; Hypocreales; Bionectriaceae
Source: the annotation of a GenBank genome assembly
AUGCUAUUCUUGGAGGACAGAGACGGAUUCAUUGGCGACGAUGUCGAUGGGUAAGUCAGUGCUGUCAUAGGAGCUCAUGCCUGAGACAGAGGCUAAACUUCCAUUUAGUCACCUCUAUUUUACAGAAACAACAAUAUCCAGUUUCACUCAGGAGGAAAGUGAAUCUUCUGAGGCAGAAAAGAUACUCAACCACCCAGUUGGGAAUGGCCAAGCCACGAUUGGUAUCAUUCAUAGCCCAAAAGCAGCCGUUUUAACAGCUGGUGGCUCUAAUAACGACAACUUGUUCAACUUGAACCCGACAGAUGAAAACUGUUUAAUAUGGUCUGGUUGUUUCUCACGACCAAAUGCAGACUCUUCAAUCAUCAGACCUGGGGAAGCCAAGAGGGAUGACUUUUCCACACAGAUGACGAAAACGAUCACACUUAUGAUCCCAAAAGAGGGGAUGUUGAACUGGUUGAUAAGGUGUUAG